Molecule: messenger RNA, 474 nt
Organism: Cyphellophora attinorum
Lineage: Eukaryota; Fungi; Ascomycota; Eurotiomycetes; Chaetothyriales; Cyphellophoraceae
Exons: 2
Source: RefSeq, a predicted model, not a curated record
AUGGCGACCAAACAGCAGACCUCGACUAAGCCGACGAUGGAGAAUAAGAACGUGGUCGGCGGCCCUCUGCACAUGUUCUCGAAAGAUCCUCCUACAGGCUUCUACCGCGACGGCUAUUGCCGCACCGGUCCUGACGAUAAGGGCAAUCACUCCGUCGCCGCCACCCUUACCUCCGCCUUCCUCGACUAUUCCGCCUCGCAGGGCAACAACCUCAAAGAGCAUGGCGUGAAACCAGGGCAGAAAUGGUGCUUGUGUGCAAAACGCUGGAAGGAAGGGUUUGAUGCGGUCGCGAAGGGGCAGUUGAAGGAGAGUGAGGUGCCCAAGGUGCAUUUGCAUGCGAGUCAUGAGAGUGCGUUGGAGGUGGUCGACUUCAAGACGUUGAAGAAGUAUGCGGCGGCAGGGGAAGCGGGGGAGAAUGGGGGAAGGCAGGAUGCGACGAUCAAGCCUGGGGAAGGCGGCGAUAUUCAGCAACAA